AUGGAAAGUCGUUCGAUACACUUCCUCCCGCCAAGUCUCGUCACGUGUGCAGUACUUCUCCUUUCUGUCGCCAGCCUGAUUUAUUAUUGGAGCUUGCGGCAUCGAGGCCGGCGGAGGGACAAGUUCCAUCUUGGGGAAGCCCCGGAGGAGGAGAAGAUCCCUCGUUCAAGUACAGAAAUCCGGCCCCUACUCGACCUCGAUGUCGCCUCGACCAACCCCCAUCCCUAUCGACCGUGGAAGUCCGGCAAGUUUGUCAUGUCCAUGGGAAUUCAACAGGUCAAGCAUGAGGAGUGGCUAUGGCUCGACAAUCGAUACUGGGAAGAGCAGGAGCUGCGAAGGCACUUGUUGGAGACGCAAAGAGAGGGAGUCUUUCAAAUGCUCCCCGGAUCUGAGGCGGCUUGUAGCGAGACCCUCCAGUUGAUUGUUGACUAUGUCACCAAACGCUUCCCUCAUCUCUUCUUUAUCAUGGAUGACAAACCAGACUACCUCCACAACAAGCUCACUGGUCUGACAUUCAAAAUCACGGAGCCGUAUGACAUGCCACCCCUGCAGAUUGCCGCCCAGCUGGUCAUGGAGGAUCUUAAUGUGCUGGCUCGCGGACAUGGUGGUGACCCCGACCAGUACUAUCUAGUAGCAAGCUUCAGCAUGGCACCGGCAGGCUGGCACCUGGAAGAGCGCAUUGGUUGGCCCCUGUGGAAGAUACACUCACCAGUACCGCUUUGGCAGGACACGAUUCGAAAAUCAGUGGAACGAUAUUUCCUCAAGAUGAAGCCUGACUGUCCGAUUGCACGACACAACUUCUUCAUCCAGACAAACGACGUGUUAUUCCAGCAAGACCCUUUCCUCACCGAACUGCCUGGACCGCCGAAAGUCGAAGAUAUUCGGCUGAGACACGAAAGACAGACAUUGAGAAGACUGCCCAAGACGGAGGCAAUUCUCUUCACGGUCAGAACAUAUAUGACACCUUUGCUGGAGCUACAGGACGACAUCGAGAGUGUGAGAGAGUUGCUGGGGGCGAUUCGAGCAAUGCCGCCGGAGAUGGCUAGGUAUAAAGGCUGGCCGAUGUGGGGGAAGGUCGUUGAAAGAUGGUGUGAACAACGUCUCCGAGGCGCAAAAAGGGAGCCGGUCAACGACCACGGAAAUGCAUUUCAGGUGGACGGUACCGCUUGA
Messenger RNA from Rhinocladiella mackenziei CBS 650.93, 1170 nucleotides. RefSeq lists its product as uncharacterized. The record is from RefSeq and is a predicted model, not a curated record. NCBI's taxonomy places the organism in Eukaryota, Fungi, Ascomycota, Eurotiomycetes, Chaetothyriales, Herpotrichiellaceae. The transcript has 3 exons. The coding region runs from base 1 to 1170 and encodes 389 amino acids.